Harmonia axyridis is the source of this 1378-nucleotide messenger RNA. RefSeq names its product katanin p80 WD40 repeat-containing subunit B1-like. The record is from RefSeq and is a predicted model, not a curated record. Lineage: Eukaryota; Metazoa; Arthropoda; Insecta; Coleoptera; Coccinellidae. Gene Ontology annotation, biological process: mitotic cell cycle; microtubule nucleation. The coding region runs from base 77 to 1303 and encodes 408 amino acids. Gene Ontology annotation, molecular function: gamma-tubulin binding. Gene Ontology annotation, cellular component: ciliary basal body; pericentriolar material; spindle pole. The transcript has a single exon.
ACGUAGGUAUUAUUGGAAGUAAUGCUGUCAACUUGUCAAUUUUUGUUAAAUUCUUCAAAGCUCGAAUUAAUUCAAAAUGUUCGCUUCGUGUUCGAACACCCUUCGUGUGGAUUCAUGGCCUAUCGAAGUCCUGAAAGAAAAUUCCGAAUACAUCCCCCAGAGCGAUGAAAAAAUAUCUCAUCUGUCUUGGUGUAACGACAAUUCAUACAUGGCAAUUUUGCAACAAGGCGAAAAACCGCAAAUUUUAUCCAUUAAGGACCUGAGUAACAUACGGACAGUGCACACCAUCAACGAUCACAACAUCUCAUCCGUAGUUUUCAAAAAAGGCACGAAGAAACAUUUAGCUAUGGGCACCAAAAAUGGGGACGUAAUGAUUUACGACACUAAACUGAGAAGUAUUUCCAGGAAGUUCGUAAAAUUGACGAGUCCAAUCGAGUUCCUCGAAUUCAGCUAUGACGAUCUUCAAUUAGCAGCCUUGUGCGAAGAUAAGACUGUCGUUUUUUACACGGAGGCUGACGGAAAAGUGAAUAAUGAGUAUAAACAUGGUGCGAAAUGCAGUUGCAUAAAGUUCCAUCCAUCCGCUCUGAAUAAAAUGGCAGUUGGUUGUGCCAAUGGUUACGUUACCAUUUGGGACACGAAAACGAAUUCUAAGAUGUACAAUUGCCAGCUACAUUCUCAAGCCGUGAGUGGUAUCAGUUUGGCUAGAAGUGGGAAUUUCUUGAUUUCCGUCGGAAAAGAUCACAAAGUAUGUGUGACUGAUUUAAAUUCAGGUGAAUGCCAGUUUAGAAUUAACUUGAACGUCCCAGUUAACACUGUAGACUUACGUUUUGAUGAUAAAAUUAUUGGUGUUGGUCUCGAUGAUGGCAGUGUUUAUCUCUACGACAUGAACUUUGCGGUACAACCUUUGUCGUGCCUUCGACAACACAAUUCCCCAGUGAACAUAAUUUCCUUCGCGAAUUUUUCCAGAGAUUACAUCGAAACUGAAUCAUCUAUCUCCACAGUGACAAGCAUUCAGGAUCACAUUUCAGAAAUGCGGAUGACGAGUCCUAAAACAGGACUUACGAACAAUAGCGACCCUCUGAAGAAUGUUAAACGAGACUUUCUACAAACUGUGAAAAAUCAAACAGACGAGCUGGAGGGUCAGUUGGUAGAACACUGUAAGAAAUUUCAAGUCUUCAUCAAUAAUGAGUUCAAGAUGAUAAAUGACAUCAUGCAAGACAAAUGGGAGCUCUUCGGGGCUAGUGACGUCAAUAAAUUGUUGCAAAGUGCAGAAAGUGAUUUUUGUGAUGCUGAAAAAAUCUAAGAUAAUAACUCGUCUCGUUUUCCAAAUUAUCAUUUACUGUAAUGACAUAUUCCUAUUAGAUAAAUUUUAUCCUUC